AUGGGGGACUCUUGGGACGUGAGCGCCGAUCUGCAUAUGAAGCUGGAGGCCGAUCCCGAACGGCUUUCGGACAUCGCGGAUGCCAUCGAGGAACUGGGAGCGCGUGAGGGGUGGCCUCCGGACUUCCUGUUCCGCAUGAACCUGGUGCUUGAGGAGAUGAGCCUCAACGUGAUGACCCACGGCCGGUCGGCCGGGGCGCACGAGCUGGAGGUCGUCGUGGUCUGCGAAGCGGACGCCGUUUCCAUCGAGAUCGUGGACGACGGGCCGCGCUUCGACCCGCUGGAAGACGCGCCGCUCCCGGAUCCGGACGCUCCGCUGGAGGACCGGCCGGUGGGCGGCCUGGGCGUCCAUCUGGUGCGCACGAUGAUGGACGAGAUCACCUACCGUUACCAGGAUGGCAAGAACCGCCUCUUCAUGCGGACCGCCAAAACCACCUAA
Molecule: messenger RNA, 438 nt
Organism: Geodia barretti
Lineage: Eukaryota; Metazoa; Porifera; Demospongiae; Tetractinellida; Geodiidae
Source: the annotation of a GenBank genome assembly